Molecule: messenger RNA, 590 nt
Organism: Ilex paraguariensis (yerba mate)
Lineage: Eukaryota; Viridiplantae; Streptophyta; Magnoliopsida; Aquifoliales; Aquifoliaceae
Source: the annotation of a GenBank genome assembly
UCAAAAACAAUCUUUUAAUAUUCACUACCUUGAGGAGAAUAAAGUGAGGCUGUAAUGGCAACAUCUUCAUACGAAGAAUUCGAUCCUCUCUGCACUUGGCGCCACGACGGAGGACAUAAAACUCUUGUCAUCCAUCUUCCCCAUUUUCAUAAGGAACAGCUAAAAAUUCACAUUUGUAAUUUUGGAGCCAUGAAAAUUUCUGGAGAACGACCUCUUUCUGCAACAAAACGAUAUCGUUUUAGCAAAGAAGUCAAAAUUCCAGAGGAUAUCAAUGCACAUGACAUUCAUGCAAAGUUUGUCAAAGGCCUUCUAUACAUUGAGAUGCCCAAAAAACACAAGGAAUCCCCCCUCCGAAAACGAUUUGAUCGGACUCCAAAUUUGGAACAGUCCGUCAUAGAGUUGAAGAAGUUCACGGUGACAGUGGUUGUUGCAGUGGCGGCGGUGUCGACUCUUGGUGCUUUUGUUGUGUGUUUGUAUGGGUGUUUCUAGAUAAUCCGUCUUUUGAUUUGUAUAUUUGAUGUAAAAAUGGCAUAGUUAUUGACAUUACGAGCAAAUUCAAAAUGUAAGCCACCGAUGUUAUACUAUGAAAG